GCAACCAUCUAUCUGAGCCAGCCAGUGGUGUUUAAUAAAUAUGUGCAACCGAUCCGUUUGCCAAGGAUGUCCGAUACGCGCACGUUCGAAACGAUGGAAGCUACGAGCAGCAGCUAUAGCGUCUACACCGGUCAGAGAUACGCGCGCAACCAGGUGUUAUCAAACGAAAAUUGCAACCAAGUGCACUCGUACGUGUAUGCACAGCAGCUUUGCACGGAUCCCUAUAUAGGGGGCAAUUUCUGCCAAGUUAUCCACGGAGGCCCGCUAGCCGUCGUGGAUGAGAAUGGUCCGAUGCUGAUAGGCAUUACCAAUUGGGUUUACGUCUGCUCGAUGAAUAAUCCGCUCGCACAUAUUCGAAUAACUUACUUUAGCGAAUGGAUUCGAAGGAAUUCAGAUUAUAUGUUUGAUUUUUAGGUAAGG
This is a messenger RNA of Anopheles maculipalpis, 420 nucleotides long. RefSeq names its product plasminogen-like. Gene Ontology annotation, molecular function: serine-type endopeptidase activity. Gene Ontology annotation, biological process: proteolysis. The record is from RefSeq and is a predicted model, not a curated record. Lineage: Eukaryota; Metazoa; Arthropoda; Insecta; Diptera; Culicidae. Bases 67 to 414 code for a protein of 115 amino acids. The transcript has a single exon.